AAUUUAUUUUUUAGUUGAUGAAAAACAAACCACUCAUGUUUGAUCUCACCAUUAAGUCCAACCUUGACCCGGGGCUUAUUGACUUAUGUUGACUUAAGUUUUUUUAUGUUUUUGGCACUUGGUUUUUCUCAGACUGUUUGGUGUUUGAUUAGUAAAAUCACAUGUAUUCAGGGCAUCAGCUCUGAAUAUUUAACUGAGGCAGAGAUCAGACUGACAUCCAGACGGACGAGGAACGAGGAACGAGACUACUACACUACUUCACCUGAGAUUAUAUUCCAGUUGCAGAGUGCUGUGAGAGCCCUGAACAAUGCGUCCUGUUGUGGUUACUUCCGUCCUUCUUCUGGUGGUGCUGAUGUUCAUGUCGGACUCUGCAGCUGAAAUGUGUAAGACCAAAUAUCUGCCCAAACCGUGUAAGACGAAGCUCGGUGAAGGUUGGGUCCAGAUGAAUAAGCAAUUCUGUGUGAAGGCGUUCUACGAGACUCUGAGCUAUACUGAUGCACAGAGAGUCUGUAGCGACAACCUAUAUGGUAAUCUGGUAUCGAUCCACAAUGAUGAUGAUCAGUCUCAAGUGCAGUGUGCCAUGUACAGAGCCAACACCAGAAAAGCUAACUACUGGAUUGGAGCCACACUUUUUGAGAGUCAUGUUGGGAAAAAUGUGUGGACUUGGACAGAUGGCAGUCGUUUUGAUUACAACAAAUGGGCUCCUGGCCAGCCUGACAAUUAUAUGAAAACAGAGUCCUGCGUUGAGAUGAUCUCUUGGGACUCGGGAUUCUGGAACGAUGCGUCCUGUACUAACAAGAAGUCCUACGUGUGUGCAGUGUUAGUCUCAUAGUUCAGAGAGAACCUGAAGAGCAGCAGUUGGACCAGUCUGCUUCAACUGUAACCACUGCAAGCUUUUACAUUUACUGCAAUAAAUAUUCAGCAUCA
Messenger RNA from Sander lucioperca (pikeperch), 927 nucleotides. Its product is annotated as galactose-specific lectin nattectin-like. NCBI's taxonomy places the organism in Eukaryota, Metazoa, Chordata, Actinopteri, Perciformes, Percidae. Bases 308 to 832 code for a protein of 174 amino acids. The record is from RefSeq and is a predicted model, not a curated record. Gene Ontology annotation, molecular function: signaling receptor activity. The transcript has 6 exons.